Pteropus alecto (black flying fox) is the source of this 1199-nucleotide messenger RNA. Its product is annotated as olfactory receptor 51E2. Gene Ontology annotation, molecular function: olfactory receptor activity; G protein-coupled receptor activity. Gene Ontology annotation, cellular component: membrane. Gene Ontology annotation, biological process: G protein-coupled receptor signaling pathway. The transcript has 2 exons. NCBI's taxonomy places the organism in Eukaryota, Metazoa, Chordata, Mammalia, Chiroptera, Pteropodidae. The record is from RefSeq and is a predicted model, not a curated record. Bases 237 to 1199 code for a protein of 320 amino acids.
GAACCUCCAGAUGCUGGAGACACAGUGAGUUACGCCACCACCAGGAAGUGGCCUCUCAGCUCUGUGACGGUCUCUGACAAGGCGAAAUAAAUCUCCUGGUCAGCUCAGAUCUCCCAUGGAAUUUAAAGCCUCCUCAGCCUUCUGAGUCAGCCUGAGAGGGACAGACAGAACCGCUGUAUGGGCUCUGCUGCCAGUGUGACCUCACCUUCUCCAGUGCCCCUUUCUUGGUGCCAGUUAUGAGUUCCUGCAACUUCACACAUGCCACCUUUGUGCUUAUUGGUAUUCCAGGACUUGAAGAAGCCCAUUUCUGGAUUGGCUUCCCCCUGCUUUCAAUGUAUGCCAUGGCAGUGUUUGGAAACUGCAUCGUGGUCUUUAUCGUAAGGACAGAACACAGCCUACAUACUCCCAUGUACCUCUUUCUCUGUAUGCUGGCAGCCAUCGACCUGGCCUUGUCCACAUCCACCAUGCCCAAGAUCCUUGCCCUCUUCUGGUUUGAUUCCCGAGAGAUUACCUUUGAUGCCUGCAUUACCCAGAUGUUCUUCAUUCAUGCUCUCUCAGCCAUCGAGUCCACCAUCCUGCUAGCCAUGGCCUUUGACCGUUAUAUAGCCAUCUGCCACCCAUUGCGCCACGCUGCAGUGCUCAACAAUACAGUAACAGCCCAGAUUGGCAUAGUGGCGGUGGUCCGUGGGUCCCUCUUCUUUAUCCCACUGCCUCUGCUCAUCAAGCGGCUGGCCUUCUGCCACUCCAAUGUGCUCUCACACUCCUACUGUGUACACCAGGAUGUGAUGAAGUUGGCCCACACAGAUACGUUACCCAAUGUCGUCUAUGGUCUUACCGCCAUUCUGCUGAUCAUGGGCGUGGAUGUCAUGUUCAUCUCCUUGUCCUAUUUUCUGAUUAUACGAACAGUUCUACAACUGCCUUCCAAGUCAGAGCGGGCCAAGGCCUUUGGAAACUGUGUGUCACAUAUCAGUGUGGUAUUGGCCUUCUAUGUGCCUCUCAUCGGCCUCUCAGUGGUACACCGUUUUGGAAACAGCCUCAAUCCCAUUGUACACAUUCUCAUGGGUGAUAUCUACCUACUGCUGCCUCCAGUGAUCAAUCCCAUCAUCUAUGGAGCCAAAACCAAACAGAUCAGGACUCGGGUGCUAGCUAUGUUCAAAGUCAACUGUGACAAGGACCUUCAGGCUGUGGGAGGCAAGUGA